This is a messenger RNA of Dendroctonus ponderosae (mountain pine beetle), 736 nucleotides long. Its product is annotated as putative gamma-glutamylcyclotransferase CG2811. Lineage: Eukaryota; Metazoa; Arthropoda; Insecta; Coleoptera; Curculionidae. The transcript is spliced from 3 exons. The record is from RefSeq and is a predicted model, not a curated record. Gene Ontology annotation, molecular function: gamma-glutamylaminecyclotransferase activity. Bases 30 to 590 code for a protein of 186 amino acids.
GUGCCUAGGGGAAGGUAAUUGAUUAGUUGAUGAGCCAAUCGAGUUCGAAGCGGAAAACACACUUACCUUGCAGACAAUCCCUGACCAGACCGACAAGAAUGACAGCGAGGGUGCUUCACAAAGUGUUUGUCUACGGGACGUUGAAGAGGGGCGAGCCGAACCACCAUUGGUUCGCCAAGUCGCCAGAGGGACACCAUCAGUUCCUCUAUAGAGGCCACACUAAGGAGAAAUUCCCUCUUAUCAUUGCCACCGACUAUAAUGUGCCUUUUUUGCUCUAUGCCCCUGGCAAAGGCCAUCGGGUCCAAGGCGAAGUUUACGAAGUGGACGACGCGGUGCUGAAGAAUCUGGAUAUUCUGGAAGACCAUCCGAGUUUCUACCGACGCGAAGAGUUCGAGGUGGAGCGGGACGAUGGGCGUGAACCAAAGAGCGAUCGCGUAUGGAUCUACUCGAUCAGAGAGUUCAGAAAAGAGCUGCUCAACAAGCCCUGUCUGGAGAGCUACAGCGACCAGGGCAGCCAUGGACUCAGAUAUGUGGAGAGGUACUUGCGAGACCGCAGCUUUGACAUCAGAACGGCGGUGCUGGAUCAGUAAUUGAGCCCUUUUUUGCUUGUUUACAGCGACGAAUCUUCGAUAGGUGAUUUGUUGUAAAUUGCAGGGGCGGAUCCAGCUUUAAAUUCAGGGGGGGGGGGUUAUGUAGGAAAAAAUACAGUCUUCUGUUGUCUAUGAAAUUAGAAAAA